Purpureocillium lilacinum is the source of this 1833-nucleotide messenger RNA. RefSeq lists its product as uncharacterized. Gene Ontology annotation, molecular function: nucleic acid binding. NCBI's taxonomy places the organism in Eukaryota, Fungi, Ascomycota, Sordariomycetes, Hypocreales, Ophiocordycipitaceae. The record is from RefSeq and is a predicted model, not a curated record.
AUGGAACCCUAUCGGCGACCCGAGACGGACCAGGUGGCAAAGAAUCGCAAGGCUCUUGUGGUGGACACCAGCGGAAUCUCAACCGCAGGGCAGGCGUCGUCGGGAGGCUCGUCGGCGCGCUUCACGCCCAGCCCGUAUGAUGUCCGUUACUUUCCUCGCAACGAAAGGCCGCGCACCCCAGUUCGAUAUGAAGAUGUCGCAUCACAGUCCACCAACGACACAGCACCAGAUCCGGAUGCCGGCCGCGGCUUCACCCACCGUGCCGUGAUGGACGCGUUUGCUCCGGCAAACAGAGCAGGCUGGCUUGGUGUUCCCUUCUCUUCGCGGGGCUUCCCCCACCAGGAUCAACAGCCUGCCGACAGUGCCUACGGCUCUUUAGAAUCUCCUGUUUCUCUGCCCUACGGCCAGGUCAGCAACUCGCACCACCACCGCGGGCUAAGCAUGGCCAGCUUGGCGACGGUGAAGGAAGACUACAGCCGCGGUGGGGAGUCUCUGCAAUUCAGCGCGCAGAAGCAGGAGUCUCCCUUCUCGGCGCCUGUCUUCACAAACAUGGAGCCACAAGAACGUGCCGUCGCCAGACCAUCUCCUUUUGCCGCAUCGCUCUGGCAUCAGCGCUCGGCAUCUGUACCCAGAGUUGGACCUAGCAGUCUGUCAACUGCACUGCGAAGCGCGACACAGAGUUCUUGGGCCGCCGAAGAUCCAUUUUGGUCACCUCGGACGGGCAGAGUUGGUGCGCCUUCUGCGCCUCUGAUGAAUCGAGAGAAUGGCCGCGACGGACAAUCUUGCACCGAGGAUCCCGGGCAGCAGAGCGCCUUCAACAUGCAGGACCUUCGUGUAGCUCUUCCCGCGCUCACCGGAAACGACCACACCCAGCGGUGCAACGAUCGAACCCAUAAUCUGUCGCAUAACCAUGGCGACAGAGGCCCUGCUUCUCUUGCUUUGGGUUGGUUGGGCGAUCCGUCUUCGCUUGUAAAGGUUGGUCACAGCGCGGCUGGCACGCAGCCCAUAGACGUGUCUCCUGCAUCCUCGGCAUUCCCAGCCAGGGGCAUGCGGAGUCUCGCAGUUCCCGGCUUCACGCCGAUGCGCGCUUGCCUGGCCGCCGCCGAAGAGGAACGAGCCCAGGGCCAGCAAGUCGCGAGGCCUGCUCUGAGCAGCCAGGCGUGUUGCUCGUCCAAAUUUUCUGUACGAUACAAGGGCAUGCAUACAACAAAGAAUGCCAGCAACGACAUCCUUCCCGACAGACUCAACUGUUCGGUCUGGAUCACCAAUCUCCCGGAGGACAUCACCUACGCGGAGCUGCUCGAGAGUGUCGGCUCCCGUGGGCGAAUUUUCUGUUCCUUCAUCAACAGUCCGGACGGGAUCAAGUUUCACACGGCCGCCGCCAAAGUGGUCUUCUUCAAGCCUGGCCCCGCGCAGAGGCUCCGCGACGAGGCCGCUCAUCCAGGUUUCUACGUCCGCGGCCAUCGGACGCGCAUCACCUUGAAUCGCAUCAAGAGCGGAGAGGUGCAAGUGGCGGGACGCAACUGCCGCGUUCUCAUCAUCACCGGACGGGAUGAUUUCGUCAACGAGCAAACGUUGCGCGAGUGGUUUGACAGACGCAUUGUGUGGCAGGGAGAUGGGGUCAACGAGCUCAUCCACGCGCGGGGCCGGAGAGUGCUCGAGUGGCGAUUCGGCUCGUACAGAAACCAGGCCGAGAUGGCCAAGCUCGCGCUCGAGAAGGACCGCCCGGUCGGCCUGGAGCACGUCGAGUUUGGGUUCGACCCGAACGAAGUCGGCGCCGAAGACAUGUCGUCGUACGCAAUUGCGGCGGAGCGCAUCCAGGGCAGAUACUGA